AUGGCAUUCCUGUUGCGAGCUCUGCGCGUGCACAAAUUACCUGCGGGACGGGAUGACGGGCAUAAGCUUUGCGCAAAGGGUCUCGUUUCCUUACUCGCGUUACACGCAAGAAAAUCCGGGGCUCUCGUGCUGUCAUCCAAGGUUGAGCAGUUGCUGUGCGUGGGUGACUCGGAUGCAGGCCCGCUUGACUGUUGGGUGGAGGACGACUUUCGGACGCGAUCGGUAUUGACCUCUCAGCGCCAUCGGAAUCUGCCUGGAGGCGUCCAGUAG
Parastagonospora nodorum SN15 is the source of this 270-nucleotide messenger RNA. RefSeq lists its product as hypothetical. Lineage: Eukaryota; Fungi; Ascomycota; Dothideomycetes; Pleosporales; Phaeosphaeriaceae. The record is from RefSeq and is a predicted model, not a curated record. The transcript has 3 exons. The coding region runs from base 1 to 270 and encodes 89 amino acids.